This is a messenger RNA of Centruroides sculpturatus (bark scorpion), 1300 nucleotides long. Its product is annotated as very-long-chain enoyl-CoA reductase-like. Bases 275 to 1183 code for a protein of 302 amino acids. The transcript is spliced from 13 exons. Gene Ontology annotation, biological process: very long-chain fatty acid biosynthetic process. NCBI's taxonomy places the organism in Eukaryota, Metazoa, Arthropoda, Arachnida, Scorpiones, Buthidae. Gene Ontology annotation, molecular function: protein binding; oxidoreductase activity, acting on the CH-CH group of donors. The record is from RefSeq and is a predicted model, not a curated record.
CGUUUUCAACGAGAGUUAGAGUUCAAGGCCACGUCAUACGUCACACGCGAAUUGAUUAUUUUUGAGAAUUUAAAUUUUUGAAAUCGAUCAAAGAAAAGGAGCCAUUUUUAAUUCAGAAAAUUCGUUUAUAAAAUAAAUAAUAUUAACCUUAAAUUUUGUUUCCUAAUAACACGUGAUCAGUUUACUGCACAACACUUUCCUCACCACAGUAAUAAACUAGUUUCCAUCGCAGUAACACAUUACACCUCGCUUUCCCUUCCAAUUUACUCAACAAAUGAAGGUCCAAAUAUUGAGCGGAGCGAGCAAGAAGGUGCUGGCGGUCCUCAACGCCGAACCGACCUCGACAAUAGAAGAACUCAAAAAGCUGAUUGCUAAAGAAAAACCUCAUCUAUACGUUGAACGCCAGUCUCUACGAUUAGAACCGAAGGGAAAGUCACUCGGAGAUAGCAUCUCACUCCAGGUGUUGGAUCUAAAGAGUGAUUGCGAGCUUUACUUCAAAGACCUCGGUCCUCAGAUAGGAUGGACUACCGUGUUCUUUUGGGAAUAUUUUGGACCCCUUCUAAUGUAUCUUCUCUGUUUCUUCCGACCUCGACUUCUAUACGGAGAGGAUGCCUCCAGGAAAAUGGAAACUGUUGUGAAAAUAGCCGCCGUGUGUUGGACGGUUCAUUACGUCAAAAGAAUUCUGGAGACUUUCUUCGUACAUCGAUUUUCUCACGGUACCAUGCCCAUCCGUAACUUAUUCAGGAACUGCAGCUAUUAUUGGAUGUUUGCAUUUUUUAUUGGCUACUAUAUUAAUCAUCCUUUGUACACUCCACCAUCAUUAGGAAAAUUUCAAGUAUACUUUGGUUUAAUUGGAUUUGUUCUCAGUGAAAUUGGAAAUUUCAGCAUUCACAUUGCUUUGAGAAACUUGCGUCCGCCUGGCUCUAGAGAAAGAAAAAUACCCAGACCUACUUCGAAUCCGUUUACGCUCGCCUUUGAUUAUGUCUCGUGCCCAAAUUAUUUUUAUGAAGUCUCCGCAUGGAUUUUCUUUUCUAUAAUGACACAGUGCCUCGUCGCAUUUCUAUUUGCCCUCGCCGGUUUCUACCAGAUGGCCGUGUGGGCCCUGCAGAAACACCGAAAUUACCGAAAAGAUUUCCCCGAUUAUCCCAAGCAGAGAAAGGCAAUUGUUCCAUUCCUUCUGUAAACAUUCCAAGAAAUUGAUGAGAGGAUUUAAAUUCUCAGUAAAAGAGAGCAUUUAAUUUUGAAAAUUUAUUAUUUUGAAGCUGUAAUGAAUUUCCUAUUAAAUUUUUUACUUACUUUU